Molecule: messenger RNA, 3060 nt
Organism: Sparassis crispa
Lineage: Eukaryota; Fungi; Basidiomycota; Agaricomycetes; Polyporales; Sparassidaceae
Exons: 4
Coding region: 1-3060 (1019 amino acids)
Biological process (GO): establishment of cell polarity
Cellular component (GO): cytoplasm; cell tip
Molecular function (GO): cytoskeletal regulatory protein binding
Source: RefSeq, a predicted model, not a curated record
AUGUCUACUGCAAGACAACCAGGUCAUCCGUCCCGACGUACAAACCAAUCCGUCUCUUCAACGACAUCGGCGGCAUCCUCACGAAGUGAUCGUCUAGCCCCACCGGAGCCCAGCCCCCAAGUCGAAACGGCAGUCACCCGUUUACUCGUAUCUAUCAAGCAGCUUCUCGAAGCCCUCACAAAAUGGAGCAAGCAGGAGGUCUCGGAGAUGGACGUCAGCGAUGUAUACGUGCGCUUGGGGAAUGACUUCAAUGCCGCCGUAGCGGCGUUUAGUCUGUACAGGAUUGAGAUGUCUGAACUAGCCUCUGUACCAGACGACUUGCGCGCUAUCCUCGAGACUUGCCUCUCAGAAGAUGCCACUCCGGACGUGCUCUCGCAGUACCUGCCCGAAGUGCGCAAGAUCAUCACGGAUCUGCUGCAAGGUCUGCGGUCGAAACAGUCGAUAUACCGCCGGAUCAUAUCCGACCACAAACAUCGCUCCUCCGACGCCGCCAACGGGAGCGACCGCGAGAGCCGAAGCGAGCGGACGGCAUCCAGGCGUGACGGCACGAGCGUAUCCUCACGCGCACAGGUGAUGCGGGGACAUGAGUCUUCCGAAAGCUCUUCCCGACGCUCCGCCACCUCGAGCAGGCGAGGCGCUAACCCAGCUUCGCCGCCGGUGCGGAAUAACGCUGACUUCGUGGGCGGGUUUGCUCCGCCGAAUAUGGUCGACGGGGAUGCGCCGCCACCAUAUCGAUCGUCUACUCCCGGCCCUCCGCCGAGGUCACAGUUGCCGGAGACGAGCAGCUUCCCGCCCUCGCGCGCUCGGUCAGCUUCGGCGGUAGAUGCUACCGCUGGGAUGGUAAAUGGACAGCAGGGCGUUGUGAAUGGGCAGCAGGGUAUGUCGAACGGGCAACAUGGGAUGUCGAACGGGCAGGGCGCAGUAAAUGGGCAACAAUCUAAAGGUUCGCCAGACCUGGAUGUCACCCCAAUAGCUCGGCCACAACCUCAGGUGCCCCCCAGCGUGAAACGGUACUCACUCUCAGACCCGCCCGUCGGCGCCCCAACGCCUCCACCAAUGGUCGUCGUUGACGAAGUAAACGAGGAAUCUCCAUCUCCGGCGACUCGUCCUGCCACGCCUCAGUCACCACCGCGAGACAACGUGCCGAUGGAAUCCUUCCCAGCUCCAGCUGUGCAGAACUCGCUCGCAGCGUUGAAGCAAAGUGAUGCCCUCGAGCGGCGCGCAUCCAAGCGCUUCUCGACGUACAACAUCUCCAAGAUGACCGGUGGCUCGAUUCGAGGCCAUGGGGUGGGCAGCAAUCCUAACCGGCGGUCGCUAGCUGUGACUGGGGCACUGACCCCAGGGGAUCUUGCGGUGCUCACGGAGGUGGACGAAGAGCCGCCUGUUGCAAUGAAGCGAGAACGGAGUAGGCCGUCGCAGCGAUCGCGAAAUCCUUCACCCAUUGAAGAGGCGCCUCUCAUCCCCCCUUUGCCCUCGUCAAGAGGCCCUUCCCCACAGAAACCUGCUGUAUCUGACAAACCGCCGGAGGCUGCGCCUGCCGCGGAGCAGCCGUCGGUGGGAGGGGCGUCUGAUGAAGCGUCGACGUCCUUCCCUGUCUUCCUGCAGGUUGGCCGGGAAGUGAAGAAGGUCAUCAUCGAGCCGCCUAUGACCUUUGGAAGCCUGAGGGUAUUGUUCAUGGAUAAGUUCGCGUACAAUCCUGGCAAGGAGAACUUCCCGGCGAUCUACAUUCGAGAUCCGUCGAGUGGUGUGCAGUAUGAACUUGAGGAUCCGGACGAGAUCAAGGACAAGUGCCUUUUGUCCUUGAACAUCGAACCUCUCGACCAGAUUAAGCAGCACAUCGACACUCAAAUAUCGUCACUUGCCCAAGAUAUCAAGGAUCUCCGUGCGGUCGUGUCAAGUAACCGUCGCGCGUCACAUCCACCACCGAUGAUCAUUUCACAGCCUCUCGCAGAGAGCACGCCCUCCACCGCCCGCCCCACCGAGCGCCAGUUCCACAACGUAGCCCGGCGUCUCUCGCGUCUCCUCCCCGAUGAGGGGCUGCCACUCGUCCCUCAGCAAACGGGCUCAGUCAUCCAGCCGCAGAUGACCGGCGCGUCGGUGAUGUCCGAAUACUCCACGCGCGUGGUGGAGGACCUGAAGACGCAAUUCGACGAAGUUCAGAAUUUGCGGCGGGACCUCGGCAUCAUGCGGCAACUGUACACCGAGUUCAUGAAGCAGACGAAGGAGUCGCUAGGCGCGCUGCGGUCGCAGACGCAGAACGUGCGGCAGAUCGCGACGACCAAGGUCGCGGGCACGCGGUCGUUCAUCAACGAUGGCAAGGCGAAGCUCGACAGCCGCAGUCAGAACGUGCUGACGCGCGUCGAAGAGCUGCAGGACAUCGUCGAGAAUAUCAAGGACGAUGUCCUGAAGCGCAACGUCUCGCCGAAGCCGCAGAUCCUCAAGAAGGUGCGCGCGGACAUGGACGCCACCGCGGAGGAGCUGCGCAGCCUCAAGGAGCACAUCCAGACGGUGAAGCCGAUGUGGAAGAAGACGUGGGAGGAGGAGCUGCAGAAUAUCGUGGAGGAGCAGCAGUUCCUGCAGCACCAGGAGGAGUUCCUCGGCGACCUGCUUGAGGACCACAAGGCGGCGGAGGAAGUGUAUGGUCAUGUCGAGAAGGUCAUUUCCCUUCGCGGAAACGCGUCAGCACGGGCGACCCGAGCGCGUGGCUUCAAGCCUCCACCAAUGGACGAAGGGCAUUCAGGCUUGAGUACGGUCAUGCUGGAGAUCCGUGGCGCAGCAGCUGUGGACCCAGAGCGACGUUUGAAGGCUAUCGCGGCAAACGAGAAGAAUCGCGAGAAGGAGCUGCAGAGCCGGUCAGACGAGUUCCAGUCUGAGCUAAACGGGUUCGUUUCGGGCAAGAGGCUCAAGAUGACGGGCGGGGCUGAAGAGGUGGAGCGUGUGCGGCAGAAGAGGAACGAGCAGACGCUGAAAGCGAUGUUUACGGGGCCGUCGCCGAACACGCCGUCGAAUUCUGGGCUGAAUUCGCCUGCGGUGGAAGGAGCGCGGUUGUCGCCGUCGUGA